Aspergillus thermomutatus is the source of this 1161-nucleotide messenger RNA. RefSeq lists its product as uncharacterized. The transcript has 4 exons. The record is from RefSeq and is a predicted model, not a curated record. Bases 1 to 1161 code for a protein of 386 amino acids. NCBI's taxonomy places the organism in Eukaryota, Fungi, Ascomycota, Eurotiomycetes, Eurotiales, Aspergillaceae.
AUGUUGACGCGACGCCUUCUUCGACGGGAGAUUACCUAUGAAUCUACCAGGGCAACCACAAGGGUCGCCACGGCGACGUGCAAGAAGCGGCUUCAUUCUAAUCGAGGCGACGACGACCACCAGGAUCCCGAAGCAUCAUUUCCUGAUGCAAAACGACAGCGCCGGAAGAAGAAACCAAAGUUUACGACCAAGUCUCUUCCUCGUCCGGUGGGCGAUUCCUACGCCGUUUCGUAUGGAUGUUCCCGCGACUUCCACGAGGUCCGCGGGCGAGCCAUCCUCACGGUCGCAUCCAAUGGACUGAAGCCAGCAUAUUAUUUCACAUUUGUGCCCGACGCUUGUCCGAUGCUAAUUCACCCCCCUUCGGCCGAUACUUCAGGAAAACAAAGGCCAUACUCGUCCGAUGAAAACGCACUUUUGUGCAUCAUCCCUCCAAGUCCACUACUCAACCAAAUUACGCCACAAGGCCACCACUGGAAGAGAACAAAGAUGCCGAUGAGAGGCACUAACGUCGAGAGCGCUGGGGCCAAAGCCAGCCUAGCCGAAAGUGGCCGGCAAGCGUAUCCAGUGUAUUAUCUACUUUCCGCAGCGCUCGACCUUGACAAUGGGCUGGGCACGCCUUGCACAGGGGCUGGUGCAACAGGACGGAGGUCUGUCGGUUUGUUUCGCGCCUUUGAGCUACUGUCGUGCUAUAUGAGAAGGAAUGCUCCUUCAGCACCCUCUCCUCUCACUCCUCAGCCUCGCCAGUCAUGGAACGUUUACAGUUUCAAUACGUGGUCAUUUGAGGCUGCGCUGCCACGGUGCAGGUCCGAUCUCAAGAGAACCGCUGGUAUUACGCCCCCUACGGUGGAAAAGGAAGGCGGCGGCUUGCGGUCGUCUCUUCGCUCGACAAGGCCGCUAAAUAACACCAACAAUCCCCGAGUGAUCUCCAGGAAAGGCAUGCCAUGGUUACCCGAGGAGGAGGACCUCUGGACGACGGUCGUGAGACGGUUGCUGGAGGAUGCCGAUGUCCGAGUGGAUGUCAGGGAUCACGAGGGAAUCGACGCUCUGAAGGCGGCGGAGAAUCGGCAUCAUCAUGAUGUUGUUGGCCUCCUACAGGCUUUCCGAGAGGGCCAUCACCGCGUCGACGGUAUCUUUGCCAAACCUGACCUGCCUAGGCCCUGA